GCGGAGUCCUUAAAGCGCGAACGCGUGUUUGUGUUCCUGCACGUGUGUUUGUUUGUUUGUUCGUAGUUUGUUUAUUUUCCGUCCUCCGUCGUGUUUUAUAACCUGUGGUUCUGAAGAUGCCGAAGCGCUCCUGUCCGUUCAGCGAGAGCUUCUCCUCGCAGUAUAAAGUGCACGUCGGUCAGAAAGAGAUCAACAACUGCGGAGUGUUCGGACUCAAGUACAGACAAGAGAUUUAUGAAAAGACUAAAAGCCUGCUCUUCAGCGGCACCACAGCUGUGAUGGGUCGGCUCUGGAAGGAGAAGGAGUCAGACGUGCUGGAGUCCCAUCAGACGCUCCUCCGAGGACAGACACGCAUCGGGCCGGACGGACGAUUACAGAGAACAGACGCAGCUCCAGGUUGUGCAGCGGCUCCUUCGGCGUGUUGUGUGUGUCAGAGGGUCUCUGGUUCGAGGAAGGCGUGCUCUCAGUGUGAGCGUCACGCGUGUGCAGCAUGUAUCCAGCAGUGCAACAUCUGCUCUGAACACCACAUCACACACUGCUCUGUCCUCAGUUACAGUGAGCGUUAUGAGCGCGUCCUCUGCUGUGGAUGUUCGUCCUGAUAGCAGAGCUCAACCGAGACCGCUGAUGACCGUUAUGAUGCCAGACGUUUUAAUGCAUUACCAAUUAAAUGUAAAUGAGAUUACUAUUUUAUAUAUGCUUGCAUGGUUUCUUGCUCUUUCUCUCCUUUUAUGUACAUACUCUGAUUAUUGAAAUAAAUUCUUGAUAGUAA
Messenger RNA from Cyprinus carpio (common carp), 769 nucleotides. Its product is annotated as SIVA1, apoptosis-inducing factor. Lineage: Eukaryota; Metazoa; Chordata; Actinopteri; Cypriniformes; Cyprinidae. Gene Ontology annotation, molecular function: CD27 receptor binding. The record is from RefSeq and is a predicted model, not a curated record. The coding region runs from base 117 to 599 and encodes 160 amino acids. Gene Ontology annotation, biological process: extrinsic apoptotic signaling pathway. The transcript has 4 exons.